Linepithema humile (Argentine ant) is the source of this 8839-nucleotide messenger RNA. Lineage: Eukaryota; Metazoa; Arthropoda; Insecta; Hymenoptera; Formicidae. The record is from RefSeq and is a predicted model, not a curated record.
CUUUUUUAUAUAUUCUAGAAAAAUUGGCUCGAUUCUCUUUUCUACUUUCUCUAUCUCAAACUAAUUUAUUGUGUUUUUACUUAUUAUUUAUUUUUAUUUUCUUUUUCCUAAUGUCUUUGGCACAGACGAUGCGGCGACAGAGAAACAACGCAAUAGACAAUCAUCUCUUGUGUCUAUUAUUUUCAGAGAAAGAAACGGGAAGAGAGAUGAUUGGCUAUCGUCAAGUCGUUUCUUUACACGCGGGUCAUAUUGCCACAUGCUGUGUGCAACAAUCAAUAGUUUUUCUCUCAUCUCUAUACAUUGUUCUGAGAAAUUAUAUGUACCAGCUAGUUAAUAUAAAUCGUUUAUGUCACAUUUUCUAAACUCGCGCAAUAUUUUGAAAUGCCUCGCAAUUCCAAAUGCAAAAUACACCGCAUUCUACGCUCUCUUCCCUCCUUUUUGUUUCUCGCUUCCUAAAUGCCGCGUUCACGACUUCUCGUCCUCUUGUUCGACUUUCGAUUGAUCCUUUCAUCAUGCUCCGUCGUAUAGGUGACACGCAAUGCCGGUGCGGCGUUAUCGUUGAAGGCGCGAAUACUCGCGUAAUAGAAUAGACGCGGCAGAGGCGUUGGCAGUCCGCGAGUUCGACGCGAAUCGCGGAAGUGCGAGGAGUGCGUACGAUUGUGCAUCGGCGGGGGACGCGAUGACGUGAGAGGGAAACUAACGCGCGGCGGAGAGGAGGGUGUGCAGGACCGAAGGCAUUCGGCGAGGCGAGAAGUAGGAAAAGUGCGCGCAGACACGCGAAGCUGGCGGCCCAGGCACGUGACGGCGGCUCCCGCGGGUCUCGGGCCCGUCGCCGGGCCAACGGCGGGUCGCUCUCCAGCCGUGGCAGCGCCACGGGGAUGCAAUGCGGCCUGUGUGCUGUCGUCGCCGGCCUGUUCCGUCGGGCCAUGUGCAUCGCGGGCAGCCGACGCGGCUCCGGGGAGUCCUGCUACCAGGAAUUGGCCACGGAUGUGCAGGGGCGACGACACUCGCAGGUGGAGCACGCGGAGACCGGGCUCGUCAAAGCGAGCGAGAUCGCGGAGAGCGUGAAAAGCGUCAUUCAGGAGCAAGAGAGGCGGACUGCCGAGAUAACAGUGGACAGCGAGGAGCAGAAUGCGGUGUUCGUCCGUAUCUCCGAUAGCAGCUUAUUUCGUAAUUCCGGCACAUCGACCACGUUACCGGAAAUCCGUGAUGAAUCUGCGACGGAGACAGCGUUCAGACGUCUAUCGAACGCGGACCGAAUCCUGCUGGAGAGCCUGGACGUCGGUCGAUACAGGCCCAGGCACACCGGCCGAUUCCUGACGAUGCACAAGAGACGGCGUAAGAAGCUCGCCACCAGAUCUUUGAGUCAGGAGUCCGGUAUCCUGGAUGACAUUUUCCACGGGCUAGUACAGUGCGUGUUACAAAGAGCCGGAAACUGGCGAUUUAAUGCUUUCACACUGGAAACCGUCACAGGUGGUCGUUCGCUACCGGUAUUGUGUGUCCAUCUCUUUCACUGGUAUGGACUUUUAAAACACUUCAGAUUGGAUGUCGUAACAGUAUGGAAGCUAUUCGCUUUUAUCGAGGAGGGUUAUCACAGUACAAAUCCUUACCACAACAGUAUACACGCCACGGACGUCACUCAGGCGAUGCAUUGCUUCCUCCAAGAAAAAAAGAUAAAAACACACCUAACAAAUUUAGAAAUCAUGGCUUCCUUGAUAGCGGCUGUAACGCAUGAUUUAGAUCAUCCAGGUGUCAAUCAGCCGUUCCUGGUCGCGACGAGUAAUCAUUUGGCUGCACUGUAUCAGAAUACCUCUGUUCUUGAAAAUCAUCAUUGGAGAUCGGCCAUAGGGUGUCUUCUGGAGAGCGGCGUCUCGGCACAAUUACCGGCCGAUGUGAGACCAGAACUUCAACGGCAUAUCAGUUCGUUGAUCUUAGCGACAGACAUUACGAGGCAGCAAGAGUUUCUCACACGUUUCAGGGAUUAUUUGAGCAACAAUUCGCUCGAGAUGAAGCGCGCGGAGGAUCGUCAUUUUAUUCUGCAAAUUGCCUUGAAAUGCGCCGACAUUUCCAAUCCGUGUAGACCGUGGGAUAUAUCCAGGAAAUGGUCUUACAAGGUCUGCGAGGAGUUCUUCAGGCAGGGAGAUUACGAGCGUCGUUUAAAUCUUCCGGUGACACCAUUGUGCGACCGCCACACCACCAGCAUCCCGAAGAUCCAGGCGGGCUUUUUCAAGCACGUUGUCACUCCUCUCUACGUGGAAUGGCACCGUUUCCUCGGCGACGGCCUGAGCGUAUCGCUGAUGGAGUACUUGAAGACGAAUCAGAAAAAGUGGGAGGCGUUGAUCAACCAAGAGGCGGCCGAAGAAACGGAGACCGAAAUUUCCGAGCUGGAUGAACCGGAGGGCGCCGUUAGUUCGGGCGAGGAAACGGCCGCCGACGAGGAUUCGGGCAGUAUCGAUUUACUGAUACCGGCGACUUUGCAAACAGGACGAAUGCCGACGCUGCCAGGACGAGUCGGUCUCGAUCGCGUCGGCCGGCGUCACUCUGUACCUUUGAGCCUAUCGAAACCGUUGAGCCUGCCUACGCGCCAGGCUGCCAGAAGAGAGAGUCUGCCGAGCGCACAGAUGAAAACGAAGAACAUCUUGCUGAAAUUGGAAGAUCAGAGUCUGUUGGAGCCGAGCUCCUUGUCCCUACUGUCCUCCCGAAGCAGCAUGGCCGAAUCGCCGAACGUCAGCGCCACCGCCGAGAGGCCGGUCAGCGCGGAAAAUCUCCUACCGGAGACGAGCAUAGCCAGCAUCACCAGCAGCACCGAGGCGUCGAGAUUGAGCACGGUCUUACAAUCGGACAAUCAGCCCGGCGCGCAAACCAAGCAACUCACGCGGCAACAGACCUUCCCUCCGCUGCAGCCGUACGCGAGAACGAGAUACAUGUCCGCGACCGCGGAGAUGUCGCAGUGCUACACUCAGGUUCUUCUGGAAGCCGACAGUUCUUCUAGUUGUUCGAGCCCCGCGAAGGAGAAGUCGUGUUCGAGCGGGCGGUGCUGCUCGCCACCGUCGCCGCACGAUCCCGCUGCGUGCCGACAAAAGAAGCCCAACACCCUGAAAAUUCUCUCCAAGGAAUUUCUGAUGGUGGACAUGCCUGCGAAGAGACGGGGCUCGACCUUGUCGGACACAUUUAGACAGAAGCACGCGGACAGCUCGGAGCGUCGCCACUCCGUGCAGACUAUUCGCACCGACGAUUCUUUCUCCAAGCAUCGGCAUAAAAGGCCUUCCUCUGCUCAAGAUUCCGACUCCACGCAGAUGUUCUACGCCACACUGACGGGUUCUCACUGUGAGAAGGACAGUCGUGUUUCCGAUACGUCGGUUGCGCAGUGUAAAUCGGAUUCGGGCUGCAAUGCCGAACGUAAGUGUCGCGACGCGAAGUCGACGAUUCAAGAAUCACGGACUACGUUGUCGUCCAAAAAGACGGAUCAAUGUGCUUCAUCGGCUAAGAGCGCGUGUUCCGAACACGAGCCGCGGAGAUAUUCGACCCCGAUCACAGAGUGUAGAACGAUAACGACCGACAGUGCAGGUAGACGUUACACCACAAUACCCGUGUCUUCUGAGCUUAGCACUCACAAAGUGUUCUUUAUCGGUAGUCCUCCCGAUUCGCCGCCCCGUAAUCAUAGUGUGUCCUCGUCAAGUGACAGUGGUAGUGAGCCGAAAAGAAGUAUCGGUGAUAUGAGUAACGAAGCUGUCGUCAUCGGCGGCAAAAGGGAAUUGGAUUGCAUGAAGGAAAAGAAUUCCAAGUUCGCGAAGCUGAGUCCCGACAAGCAGAUGAAGGAGAAUGUCGAUCCUCGUACGAACGACGACUUUGCUAAAGCAUUGGCAUUGUCCCGUAAGGGUAGUCAGGGAUGGGCAAGGAGACGAGGGUCAGCUCCGGUUGGUCUUCUCGCAAGAUUGGACGAUUUCACUCCAACUUCUGUAUCUUCAAGAGUCGAUCAAACUUGUAGGCGUGGAUCUGUGCCGACUGAUAUCACUAAACAUCAAGGAGGUUGCAAUCGGCUUGCGUUAGGACCUCGGGGAGGGGAGAAUUGUUCGGCCCUAAGAAGAGCUAGUCUUCCGCAAGAGACUGCACUGGGAAAUAUUCUCACUUUGGCUGGCGAGCGUGAAAGCUUCUCGAUGAACAAUAACAACAACAACAAUAAUACCAGCAGCAGCAACAACAACGGCAUCAGCAGACUGUUCGACAGCACUGCUUCCGGGAUGCUCUCUCCGAGACGAGGAUCAGUGCCAGCAGACAUAUCCGAGUUACGUCGCGAUCUGUUCAGUAGAAAUAGCGUAAAUAACAAGUCGCGCAACCGCAAAAAGGUUCUGAGGAGACGGAGUAGCGGUGGCCCGGAAAUGUUCACCGCGGGAUCCAACGACGGGAACGAUAACGGCACGUGGCUCAAGUCGAAGAGGGAGAUAGGAAAGCGCGAACCUGUCCCCGAAGCGCUUAUCAAGCGAAGAGGAUCCCUACCCAUUGAGAUGGUGGCUGUUUCACAUGCUGGAUCAACAUCGGCGCCACGCAAAUCUAGCCUGUGGCGGCUUUAGCGUGCCGUAAAAACAUGAAGACCGUCCAUGCUACCAGCGAUUAACGUCGGAUCGCUACCACGACAGUCUUUCCUCGAAUUAUCAGCAGUAGCGUCAGCGACGAUUGAUUACUGAAUUUCAAGAUUGCCAAUACUGAAGACUUUCUUGUCGAUUAUGAACGUGAGCAGAUGAAUAUUAUAUAUAAUUACAUUUUCGAUGAUUUUAAAUGUUAGAUAUUGUUAUAUUGUUACGCGGACGAUAAACCGAUCUGCAUCUGAACCGCGAGUUUGGUUAACAGUAAUGUCGAAAUAAUUGCGAUACUAUAUGUAUUCUUGCCUGUGCUAGACAAAUCGAAAUUAGGUGGAAGCUUCGUUUUUGAUUAAUCGAAAAGACGUGAAUUUAUAAUAUUACAUGUAUCGGCAUAUCGAAUAUCGAGAUGUUAGAUCGUAUAAUCAAUCAAUAUAAUCGAACAAAGGAAUGUACAGAGCAUUGUAUUUCUAAAGUCUUCCUCGCAAUUUAUGUGUCCGCGUGGAAGAAGUAAGAAAAGUCCUUGAAAUAAGAGCCACAUUUAUUUGUGCCAUAAGAGGCAUCCAACAAUACGAGAAUUGUUUGAAAUGCGAUACUCUGAAAGCAAAACCUGUAUAACCAUGGCUCAAGUUAAACUAACAGAGUUUACUAAGGAAUAAAAGAGAGAAAGAGAGAGAGAGAGAGAGAGAGAGAGAGAGAGAGAGAGAGAAAACAGUCAUAUACACAGGGUUCAAUAUGACGAUUUUUUAAUAAUUAAAAUGCUUAGGAAUGGAGAAGGAGAAAAGACUGGUAGAGAAACUCGUCGUUAUAGAUCUAGACGUUAAAAGAAAGACGUAGAUCGAACAAAACGAAAUGACAUUUGCUCAUAGAUAGGGAAAAAUUUCGAUUUUUCGAAAAACUCACGGCAGGAUAACAUUAUUUGCAGGCCAUUGAUUAGCGAAUCGCGGUGCAUCUCAUUUGUAUUUAUGAAAUAGUCUCUUUGGCAUUUUUUCCAUAAUUUAUAUUCGUUAACAUUUUACAUCAAACAUAUGUAUAUACAAGCCAAUAGAAGGGAAAGAAAUUUUAUUGUAUUUUUACAUUGAACAUAAUUUGAAAUAACAAAAGCUAUUAUAGCUGGCUCCUAGAAUGAAUAUACUCAAUUUUCUUGGAACGAUUUUCUUUGACGUUUUAUCAGUUAUAAAGCAUUCCACGGAAAAAAAAAGAUAGCAUACAAUAUAUAAGAUACAAAUUAGUUGAAUAAUAUAACAAUAACAAUAAUAAAAAUAAUAAUAUAACAAUAAUAAAAUAAUACUAAAAAUAAUAACAGUAAUAGCAACAAUAAAGUUGCCAUUACUACUUUUAUCAUCGUUCACGAUUUCGUAAUCAUCAGCGCAUCGCCAUCAUCAUUAUCAUCGUCGUUGUUGUUAUAGUUAUAACGAUGUUCAAAUAAAUCGACGUUUUACAAUUAGGCUAUAGUGAUAUGUGCGCCAUGUGCGGUUUAUCAUGGAGUUAAUUAGUUAGCAAAACAUGUUGUUUAAUUAUAACUAUUAUUUAUUAUCGACGGUUGCGACGCAUAGGUUUAUAGUACGUGAAACAGGAAUAAAUCAAAAGAUAACAUAAAGGUGCAUAAACGCGUAAUCUUUAAAAGCAAAAGUUGCGUUAAUGCGAACAUAUUUUCAAUACAGAUAUUAUUAAACUGCCCUUACGUAAAUACGAUAGCUGAAUGCGAAUUCAGGAGAUACCAUCCUCAAUGAUACCUGUAUGUUAUUGAAACUAUCAUCGGUAGAGAGAGUUUUGAUAACGCUGUUAUAUUUACAUUCGAAAGAGCACAAGGAGCGGAACUUUGACUCUUCGUCGUUAAAAGUUCACGUUUUACUUCACGUACUGCUACAAACCUGUCGUCUCUCAGACUGUCCGAAAGUAAAACAAAUAAUACUGCUAAGUCAUAUAGAAACUCAAGAAUGAAGAGUAUCGAUUAUAAGUUUUACAGUUAAUCAAAAAUAAUCAUUGAUAUCCGUAUCGACAUUAUAGAUAGAUUGUCCGUUUUUAAGGAAGAGAUAUUUGCGAAUGCUAGCGGUCUUUCUCUCAUCAAUUUUCCAAACUUUCUCGAUCCAGCAGCUGCCAGCGCUUUAUAUGUAUUUCACUUUUUUGACCAGAACUGACUUAUUCGAUGAUGUCACGUCACUUUAAUAACUUUAAUAUGUACCGUAACGAUAUUUUCUACCGCUGCAAAACAUCUGAAACCAAUAAUUUUUUACCGUAUCGGUAAACGGAGCAUGCGACAUCGUACGACGAUGAAAUAUUGUACGAGAGUAUAUUAAUAUUUUAAGUUAGCGUCAAAUUUCCUAGUCUUUCGAAUCCGUAAGAAAAUAGUGUAUAUAUAUAUAUAUAUAUACACGCGUCAUGCAAUUAAUAUUCAAAUAAUACCACGAAAACAUUUGAAGGAAAGAAGAAAUCGAGAAAUUUAAUUAACAAAUUUAUUUAGUAAAAACUUCUUAAGGGACUUAUCUUUACCAGACAGACCAAUCAAAUGGGACUAAACGAGAAACUCUUGUGAAAGCCGUAAUUAAGCUUGCUUGGAGUAAAUACGAAUUCUCAGUACUUCUGUACAUGACCACGCUGUCCAAAAAAAAAAAUCACUUUUUGAAGAAUUUAUUGCACUUAUAGAUAUACAUAUUCCCUUUUAUCAUACAAACCACCCCCUUGCUCCACUAAGGCUUAAUCGAUGUUCUUUGAGACUAAAAAAAAAAAGAAAAAAAUAAAUAAAAAUUCUCCGAAUAUUUCUCCUCUGCCGAUCUCUAGAUACUGUGUAUUUGUAUCGUACGAUUUUCUAUGAUUACCAUUCCCGAAGGGAUGUUAAGAAUUAACGAAAUGCAGUAAGAUUGUGAGCUUAUGAAACAAGAAUUUUGUUGUAUCGAUCUAUUUAUCGCGGCGGAAACAAUGAUCGGUAUGCGUUGCAAUGGACUCUCACUGUAGCUCGUUAAUGAUUACUAUAGGUGUGUUUGGUGUACGGAUGUAAUACAUAGCAAAUAACGCAAGUAUCUUUUGCGAUAUCAAUUCGGAUAUUGGUAUUUUUCACCAUUACGUUUUUAACCGGCGUAAAUGCUGCGUUAAUUUACCUCUCUCUUGGGAAUCCUCACUGUCAUUUAAUCAUUUAAUUACGAUAAACUCUUCAUUGUGUCAGUUAUUUAACAAUAUGUGUAUAUACAUUUUUCUAGACGAACUAAUUUCACAGUUCAAAUCUUUAUGCAAAAUAAGUUUCUCGUGAAACUAAAUUGAUAACUUUUUUAUCAAUAUAUUUAUAUCAAUUGUGUAACGUUAUCAGAUGGUUGUUGUGUGCGCGCGCGCAUGUGUGUGUGUGUGUGUGUGUAUGUGUGUGGUAUCUCGAAAUAUUAAAUAAAAUAAUUUUUUCGUUCUUUACACCUCUUUAACAAUGGCGUUACUAAUGUUUCAGUGGUUCAAGGGGAUAUAAAUGAUAAAUAAUAAUUUUGACUCUUAUCGUUAUUGUCUUAUGUGUAAACGAUAUUCCCCAAAUCUAAAAAUUUUGCAAACCCGUGUAACUGGCGAGCAAGCAAGUGCUAUUUGCGCAGAAUUCAUAGAAUUUACGGUAAUGCGAACAAAGGGUUGUACAAUAAUAAUCGUCAUCGGAAUGCGUUUUCCGCAACUGUGCAACUUUCACAACGCAUCACGCUCAUUCUGUCGGUUUCGAAUAUUUUAUGUUUCGAACGCCCAUAGACGAGCAUAAAAUUUCAGCGCAAAUCGCAGUAUUGGAAAUGUCAAUUAAAGAAUUCGCGCGCAAAAAAAAAAAAUGGGUCUGUUUGAUGACAAGAAAGUUAUCGUGUAUUUUCUAUAAUGUUGGUGGUAGAUAUAUAUAGCUAACUACGCUAGAUGCAAUUAAAUGAUGUGUUCUUAUCGUUAUCUGUAAUUUAACUAUAAUAUCGUUAACGACAAAUACGAGACUACAUGGAAUAAUAUACACUACGAGAAUGUGCGUGAAUGGAUUUCGGGAAGGAUGAGCGAGCGUGUCCUUUAGAUAGUUGUCUCGAUUGGCUAUAUGACGACGUUAUCAACAAUAUGUAUGGUGGUUCUAAAUGGCCUAUUAUAUUUAUUAGACAAACGAUUAUACUAUUGAUAGUAUGUAUGGUUAAUACCCGAAUUUUUCCAUAGUCCCUUGGUUGUACCGAUUAUUUAUUUUGCGAGCGUAUAUGUGAUUUUAUUAAUAUUAUAAAGGAGACACUCACGCGUUAUAUUACCAGAUUAGAGACGAAUAAAAGCGAGAGACA